This is a messenger RNA of Penicilliopsis zonata CBS 506.65, 2637 nucleotides long. RefSeq lists its product as hypothetical. Gene Ontology annotation, biological process: L-tryptophan biosynthetic process. The record is from RefSeq and is a predicted model, not a curated record. Lineage: Eukaryota; Fungi; Ascomycota; Eurotiomycetes; Eurotiales; Aspergillaceae. The transcript has a single exon. Gene Ontology annotation, cellular component: cytosol. Bases 116 to 2419 code for a protein of 767 amino acids. Gene Ontology annotation, molecular function: anthranilate synthase activity; phosphoribosylanthranilate isomerase activity; indole-3-glycerol-phosphate synthase activity.
GAUCUCCAUCAGCAGGGCCUGGGGUUAUUCAAACCCUGUCUUUCUUUUCUUUCUGUUUUGCCUCUUCGGAUUUCUUCUUUCCGUACAAUACGACGACAGCUGUUAGCCAGACACAAUGGUGGGCUCUGAUCUCGUCGACCACUCCCCCCACCAUCCGACUAAGGCCGCGAAACUCGACAGUGCCUCAAACGUGAUUCUGAUCGAUAACUACGACUCUUUUACUUGGAACGUCUACCAGUACCUUGUGCUGGAAGGCGCCACCGUCACUGUCUACCGCAACGAUGAAAUUACCGUCGAGGAACUAGCCGCCAAAAAGCCUACCCAGCUAGUGAUCAGUCCAGGACCUGGCCAUCCGGACACUGAUGCUGGGGUCAGUCGCGCUGCCAUCGAGCACUUCAGCGGCAAGAUUCCGAUCUUUGGGGUCUGCAUGGGCCAGCAGUGCAUCAUAUCGUGUUUUGGCGGCAAGGUUGACGUGACGGGCGAAAUCUUGCACGGCAAGACAUCUGUCUUGAAGCAUGACGGUAAAGGAGUCUAUGCCGGCCUGCCCGCAAAUUUUACGAUUACCCGCUAUCAUUCACUGGCUGGCACGCACUCGACUAUUCCUGACUCGAUCGAGAUUUCGUCUUGGGCAGAACUCCAAAAUGGCAACAACAGCAAGGGUGUGAUCAUGGGGGUUAGACACAAGAAGUUUGCCGUGGAGGGUGUCCAGUUUCACCCAGAGAGCAUUCUCACCGAGUACGGCCGCGCGAUGUUUAGAAAUUUCUUGAACCUUCGGUUUGGCACCUGGGAAGAGAACAACAAGCUCGCUGGUCAGAAGACUGUCGUCGCCGCUAAUGGCUCAGUUGUCGGGAAGACUGACAAGAAGACUUCAAUUUUGGAUAAAAUCUACGAUCACCGUAAAGCUGCCGUUUCUCUCCAAAAAACAAUUCCAUCCCAGAGACCAGAAGAUCUUCAGGCUGCCUAUGAUCUCGGGAUCGCGCCUCCCCAGGUUCCAUUCGCCGCUCGUCUUCGCCAGUCGGCCUAUCCGCUGUCGCUCAUGGCAGAAAUCAAGCGCGCGUCUCCAUCGAAGGGGAUGAUCGCUUCUUCUGCCUGCGCUCCUGCUCAAGCCCGGAAAUAUGCCAAGGCCGGAGCCAGCGUGAUUUCAGUUCUCACCGAGCCCGAAUGGUUCAAGGGCAGCAUCGAAGACUUGCGCGCUGUCCGCCAGAGCUUGGAAGGUCUCACGAAUCGCCCCGCCGUUUUGCGCAAGGAAUUUAUCUUUGAAGAAUAUCAGAUCUUGGAGGCACGACUGGCUGGUGCCGACACAGUCCUCCUCAUCGUCAAGAUGCUUAGCGUUGAACUACUGAGCCGCCUCUACCACUAUUCUCGCAGUCUGGGAAUGGAGCCGCUCGUGGAAGUCAAUACCGCCGAGGAGAUGAAGAUUGCUGUGGAUCUUGGCGCCGAAGUGAUUGGAGUCAACAACAGAGACUUGACCAGUUUCGAGGUCGACCUUGGUACCACCAGCCGCCUUAUGGAUCUGGUUCCCGAGACGACCAUCGUUUGUGCUCUUAGCGGUAUCUCCGGUCCCAGUGAUGUGGAGGCCUACAAGAAGGAUGGUGUGAAAGCCAUUCUUGUGGGUGAAGCUCUCAUGCGCGCCCCCGACACUUCCGCAUUUGUCGCCGAACUCCUUGGUGGCUCUACUGAACAAAUCUCUGUUGGAAUCAGGAACUCGCCUCUCGUCAAGGUCUGCGGGACCAGGUCCGAGGACGCCGCCCAGGCCGCCAUUGAGGCUGGUGCGGACUUAAUCGGUAUCAUUCUCGUCCACGGACGCAAGCGUCUUGUUCCUGACGAUGUCGCUUUACGAAUCUCCCAGACAGUCAAAUCCACACCUCGUCCCGCGACUCAAGCUAGUGUGGCUUCGAAUGUUGGAACUUCCGUGGAUUACUUCGACCAUUCCGCCAAGACUUUACGACACCCUACCCGUGCCCUGCUGGUGGGCGUCUUCCAAGACCAACCCUUGUCUUACGUUUUGGCUCAGCAGCAGAAACUGGGUCUGGAUGUCGUGCAGCUUCACGGCUCCGAGCCCCUGGAAUGGGCGCGCCUGAUCCCCGUCCCGGUCAUCCGCAAGUUCGCCUUGGGAGAAAUUGGCAUCGCGCGCCGCGCCUACCACACCCUCCCUCUGCUGGACUCUGGAGCCGGUGGCUCUGGUGAGCAGCUUGACGAGGCCAAGGUUCAAAAGACUCUUAGUGGUGACGACGGUCUGAGAGUGAUUUUUGCCGGCGGCCUUAACCCCGAGAAUGUCACUGCCAAAAUCAAGGCGUUGGGCGAUCUCGGACACAAGGUUGUUGGCGUAGACGUCAGCUCGGGAGUUGAGACCAACGGCUCUCAGGACCUCGAAAAGAUAAAAGCAUUUGUGCAGGCGGCUAAAAGCAUUCAGCAGUAGUUAAACAUGCAGACUUUGAAGACUUGACGAGUUCGGUUUUAUUCUACUUUAUAUAAAGUUAAUGAUGAUGAAUUUUCUCAUUCAAUUCUUACUCCAGUCUACACCCGUAGCUCUGGAUCUCUCACAUGCCUCUUACUUCCCAUAUACUGUUUUGUUCAACAGUGAGAGGCUCAACUGAGGCAUUUGAUACUAGCCUACUAAUGAGAUCAUAUAAAACG